Molecule: messenger RNA, 1977 nt
Organism: Mycena indigotica
Lineage: Eukaryota; Fungi; Basidiomycota; Agaricomycetes; Agaricales; Mycenaceae
Product: AAA domain-containing protein
Exons: 3
Coding region: 1-1977 (658 amino acids)
Biological process (GO): mitotic DNA replication checkpoint signaling
Cellular component (GO): nucleus
Molecular function (GO): ATP hydrolysis activity; DNA replication origin binding
Source: RefSeq, a predicted model, not a curated record
AUGUCGACCUACAACACCCGCAGCUCCGUGCUAGGAAAACGACCCUACACCGAGCCAACGACUCCCGAAGCCAAGCUCCAAUUGCAGACCCCCGACAACACUCCCCUCCCAAAACGACCCAGAAUAUCCAGCACCGUCGUGGACCCAAAUGCGAACAAGGAAAACAUCCCUCCGUUCAACACAGAGCCUAUCUCGUCCCCAUCUCCCCGAACGACGCGUGCGUUGAGGCGUUCAACGACCUUAGAUGGCUCUCCAACGCGUGCUAGAAUAGCAAUCACCAGACGCGCAUCGACCUCAACAAUUGUCCCUCCAACACCAACCGUUGAGAUUGCUGAACUUUCUCUUGCUACUCCACCACCUACUCCGCCCAGCUCCCUCCUCCCCAUUCAUGUUCAGGCUCGCGCCUUGCUUCGUGCGACUUGUAAUAGUCCUGCCACCGACAUGGCCGCUCGCGAAGAAGAGCGUGCUGUAGUCACCCAGUUCUUCACGUCUCUUGUUGACGAAAACGAAGUUGAACACACGAGCUUAUACAUCUCUGGCUCACCUGGGACUGGGAAGACGGCCCUUGUUAACUCCGUUCUCCGCGCCUUGUCUCCCGAUCAAGUGAAGGUCAUCAUCAUCAACUGCAUGGCGUUGAGCACGGUUGAGAUCUUGUGGGAACGUAUCGUGGAAGAACUAGGUGGCAAUACCGACAAGAAGCGAAAAACAGCCGGUCGCCUGACGAAAUUGAAGGGACAGGAACUCGUCGCGUCUUUGCUGGACGCCCAUCGUACUAAAUGUAUCAUCGUUCUCGACGAGCUCGAUCACAUUGCUCCUACGCCACAAGUUCUAUCGUCGCUUUUCUCGCUUUCCGCCACCCGCCAGAAGACGGCACGCAUAAUUGGAAUUGCCAACACCCACACCCUAACUGCUUCCUCUUCUGUUGUUCCAGUUGCUGGCAAUGUCCGCACACUGCAUUUUGCUCCCUAUACUCCUACUCAGCUGCUCCAAAUUAUCGAAAGUAGACUGGCUCCCAUGUACAACUCGAUCUCCUCGGAUGGCGAUGAGGCUUCGGAUGCCGCAAAGCAAGCAGCGAAAAAGUUUCUUUCGCCACCGGCAUUGACUUUGCUGACCAAGAAAAUCGCGGCCCUUACUGGAGAUGUUCGCAGCUUAUUUGAAGUUUUGCGUGGUGCUAUCGACCUCGCUGUUUCAUCGGCCGCAACACAGUCACCCACUCGUCCAAGCGAGAACCCUCUUAAUCCCACUGUGACUAUCGCAGUCUCUCCUUCCCAUAUUCUCUCGGCGCUCAAAGCCCAUGCACCCUCCCAACCACGCAAUGCUGUCUCCGCAGCUCCGAUAGCUGCCAGCAGUGAAGUUGUGUCAAAAGUGUCCUCGCUUGGACUCCAUGCACGACUUGUUCUUCUUGCGCUUUUGGUCUCCACCAAACGGCUUGAAGCCGGCCUGUCGCUCUCCUCUUCGUAUUCUGGCCCAUCGUCACCCGUAAAACGAACGACAUCGAUGGCCGUGCUUGGCGCUAUUGACCCAACGCAGCUUCAUGCCUUCUAUUCGGCCAUACUUGCGCGUUCGGGCGAAGGCGUGUUCUCUGCUGUUUCGCGGAGCGAAUUCUCCGAUCUCGUGUGCAUGCUUGAGGGUGUUGGGCUGGUCGCUUGUGGGCCUUCAAAUGGCUUACCUUCCGGUGGCCCAACGACUCCCAAAACCAAGCGCACUUUCUCGAGGUCGGCGUCGUUUGGUCAGGGGGGCAACAAGGCGGGGUCAGGUGACAUCCAGUUGGCGCAGGCGGUCCGCACAGACGAAGUUCUUCGCGGACUCGGUGUUGGCGCUGUGGAUGCCAACCCAGACGUUGCAGCGGAGGAAGUCAACGCGAUCUGGCUGAAAGAAAACGCCAGGCUUACGCGUGAUAUCGCUGCUCGGGAAACCAAGUCUCAAAAGGAGAAGGAGAAGGCAGUCGCCAGUUUUGACGAUGCAAUGGAGCAUUAA